AUGGAGGAGACAAGGAAGCGACGGGCAGAGGAAGACCGAACGAGUACUGAUUCGUCGCCGAGGAAAUGCCGAAGUGUUUCUCCUUUGAAAAAGGAGUCGGAGGGCGACGGAGAGGUCGGAGAGGACAUCAUGGCUUGGUUACCCAUAGAUGAUGAAACGGCAAGUGAGCUAUUGAAGCUUCUGGACGCAGACUCGGAAACCUGCGGUGCAGCAGCCACGACUAGGGUUAGGUUCAUCGACAACCCGUACUCGAGGCCGUUGAUCUUCCAGUACUCGACGUCUUACGUCACCAUUAACGGCAACGAAGAGAGCUGCGGGUCCUCGUUCUCAUACUCUGAGUCCUCGAUGAUGGCGAGUGUAGACGCGCGUGGUAUCAACAUUUCCCGCCAUCUACUGAGUGGUGAGGGGAAGGCGGUGGGGUUGGGGAGUGGAGUAGAGGAUAAUGGCAGCGCGUGGGAGUGGAAUGAGGCGGAGGCGCGUGGGUGGGAAGCCGUUGAGGGCUGCGAUGGCAUUGACUGGGACGAUGAUAUGCUGGCGAGGUUUCUGGGUGAGUAG
Molecule: messenger RNA, 555 nt
Organism: Tripterygium wilfordii
Lineage: Eukaryota; Viridiplantae; Streptophyta; Magnoliopsida; Celastrales; Celastraceae
Exons: 1
Coding region: 1-555 (184 amino acids)
Source: RefSeq, a predicted model, not a curated record